AUGGAGUACCCAAAAAUUGGAAGAGAGCGUGCUAGUGAAAGCAUCCAUCAACUGAAAUAUGCCUUAGAGGAGAGGCAGUUUGCAGAGAGUGAGGGUGAAGCUGGAUUUGACCAAGACUCUGUGGACAGGGGCAAUGAUGAAGCAUUUUUUGCAGCCUGGCAGGAAUUGCAGCACAGUCAGGCGGUUAAUCAACUUAAAAUUUUGUUGCAACAUCAAGAACAAAUGGAAAGUGAAGUAUCUCCAUCAAGGAAGAUGUCAUUCUGUAAACUCCCAGAAGCUGCAACUGGAGAUGUACCAGCCCUUUCUGAUCUCAUUCCUAUAAUCAAUGAUCAGUCACAGUACAUUAACCAUUUAGAAGCAGAAGUGAAGUUUUGUAAGGAGGAAUUGGCUAGGAUGAAAGAACAAGUACAGGUAGUUGUAACUGAAAAUGAAGAACUCCAUCAGAGACUGAAAUUCUUAACUGCAGAACAUACAUUGAGAGAACAGACUCUUCUAGAUGCCUCAGCAAAUACUCAGAACUCCUGGCCUAUAGGGGGCAGUGACAGCAUGCAUCAGCCUGUCACCUCAUCACCAGCUCGUAACAAAGAUCAGGCUUUUGUUACUGCAACUGUUGGAGAAAUAGAAAAAUGGAAUGUAGAACUGGAGAAACUGAAACUUAUUUAUCAAGAAAAAGUCAAUAUCCUUCAUGAUCAAGUACAGUCCCUAAGGAAAGACCUUUCAGAAUCUCAGAAGACAUGCAAAGAUUUGGAAGGAAGGCUAAAACACCAGAAAUCUCUUGUUUCAGCCACAAAUUCUAGCCGCGCUGGUGGCCUGUGUCUGAAAUGUGCACAACAUGAGGCAGUUCUUGUGCAGACUCAUUCUAAUGUUCACAUGCAGACCAUUGAGAGGGUAACAAAAGAAAGAGAUGACUUGAUGGAUGCACUUGUUUCCGUGAGAAGAAACAUGAAAGAGAUGCAGCAAAGAGAAUCUAAUGCUUGUGAGCAAGUUAAACAAGCUGUGCAAAUGGCAGAAGAGGCCAACUUAGAAAAAACAAAGGCUCUAGUCCAGUGUGAGCAGCUGAAAAGUGAGAUGGAACGGCAGAAGAAUUGUUUUGAAAGGGAGUUAGCUGCCCAGCAAAGUAAAAGGACUGAUGAAAAAGAAGCACUGCGGGAGGAAAUGAAGAAGGAAAGGGAGGACUUGGUAGCAAUGGUAAUGGCCGUGUCUGAGAAAGUGGCCAUGUCAGAGGCACAGAUAGAGAGAAUUACAAGGGAAAAGAACUCUCUACUUAAUCAGUUAGAAGAAUCACAACAGCAGCUUGCAUCUCAUGAAAUGGAGAUGAAUAAGGUGUGUGGAGAAAUGCGCUAUCAGUUGAAUGAAACCAAAAUGAAGAAGGAUGAGGCAGAAAAGGAGCUCAGAGAGUACAGAACAAAAACUAUAAGGGAGCUUGAAAUUAAGGACCAGAAAAUAGAAAAACUAGAAUUAGAGCUGCAUGGAAGCAAACAGCGUUUGGAACAAGCCCAGCAGGAUGUGGCAGGAGCCAGAGAGGAGUGCCUAAAAAUGACAGAACUGUUGAGUAAAUCUGAGCACCAACUGCACCUCACCAGAUUGGAGAAAGAGAGCAUUCAGCAAAGCAAUAGCAAUAAAGCAAAGGCCCGAGCCCUGCAGGCCCAGCAAAGAGAGCAGGAGCUGACACAGAAGUUGCAGCAAAUGGAGGCCCAGCAUGAGAAAACUGUAAAUGAACUGGACUCAUUGCUGACCUCCCAGAAUACAUUCAUAGCAAAAUUAAAGGAAGAAUGUUGUAUGUUGGCAAGGAAGUUGGAACAAAUGUCCGAAAAGUACAGAUCUGAAGUCAACCAGCUUAGUCAGGAAAAAGAGUAUCUUCAUGGCAGAUUGGAGAAGAUGCAGAAACGGAAUGAUGAAUUGGACCAACAAUGUAUCCAGCAUGGGAGAAUGCAUGAGAGGAUGAAGUCGAGGUUACAGCAGCUUGACAAGCACUGCCAGGCCACUGCCCAGCAGUUAGUGGAGUUGCUCAACAAACAGAAUCAGCUCUUCAAAGAGAAGCAGCUGCUUACAGAAGAGGUGCAGUUUCUGCGAACACAGGAAAAAAAAUGGGAUUCAGAUCUCAAGCAGGACACAGAUGGAAUCAAGUAAAAACCUGGAUGGAUAAAGAGAAAUGAGCACAA
Messenger RNA from Chaetura pelagica (chimney swift), 2162 nucleotides. RefSeq names its product serologically defined colon cancer antigen 8 (gene SDCCAG8). Gene Ontology annotation, cellular component: centrosome; centriole. Lineage: Eukaryota; Metazoa; Chordata; Aves; Apodiformes; Apodidae. The record is from RefSeq and is a predicted model, not a curated record. Gene Ontology annotation, biological process: neuron migration; tube formation; centrosome cycle.